Molecule: messenger RNA, 916 nt
Organism: Coccinella septempunctata (seven-spotted ladybird)
Lineage: Eukaryota; Metazoa; Arthropoda; Insecta; Coleoptera; Coccinellidae
Exons: 2
Coding region: 347-697 (116 amino acids)
Source: RefSeq, a predicted model, not a curated record
UCUCGGGAUCACUCGUUCGUUGAACGUAUUCGUUCAUGAACGAGUGGAAUCGAACGUAUAGUUCGAAUCGAGUCAAUUCUCGAGCAUAUCUCCAACUACUCGUUCCGGCGAAAGUGUACGUUCAUUUCGAACAGAGAAUAAACUUGGCAUCGUAGCAAAAUUCAUCGAAUAAUCAGCGUUUAAUCAUAAACUCAUAUUAAUAAUUCUAUGCUUUUGAUAAUUCUGUGCCUAUUUAUGGUUGAAUUUGAAUUUUGAAAAUACGUCAAAUCAAAAUCUUCAGAAUUGGUUUUGUUUAACUAAAACAUCAGUUUUGAAGUGAAUAAAGAUUUUCGUUUCUUGUUUGAAUAUGGAAAAAAGAAACGAACCAAUGUCCGUCGAACAAAAAGAAAUAUUAAUAGAGUUUAUAAGCUCCCAUCCUGAAAUAAAGCAGAAAUUCUCGUCAACUUUCUCUAGACAAGACUCCAUAGCUUUGUGGAAAGAUCUUACAAAUAUAUUAAAUGGAACCCCAGGUGCAAAAAAAGACUGGAAAGAGUGGAGGAAGAGUUGGCACGACAUUCAGUCAAGGACGAAAACUAAAAAGGCGCAGAUUAAUGCCCAUUCUUCGAAAACGGGUGGUGGACCUGCAACGGUAGAUCUUUCAGAGGCAGAUGAAACUGUCAUAAGAAGCUUAUUGGAAGUAGUAGAACCACAGGCGUAGGAAAUUGUGUUGGAAAAUGAUAAAAAAAUGGAAUGUGACCAAAAACAAAAGGACACGAAUUCUCUUAAUGCACCUCUGCAGAAAGACAUUCUCCUUAAUGAUAAUAUAGGGAAUGAUGAAGCUCACGUUGGAAAAAAAAAUGGAGAAAAGAGAAAUUUUGCUACGCAGCGUUUGGAUAAAGCUGUAGAACAAAAUACUCAAACGAUAGAUCUACUGCAU